This is a messenger RNA of Megachile rotundata (alfalfa leafcutting bee), 537 nucleotides long. It is a transcript of the gene mRpL34, whose product is annotated as mitochondrial ribosomal protein L34. Gene Ontology annotation, cellular component: mitochondrial large ribosomal subunit; ribosome. The record is from RefSeq and is a predicted model, not a curated record. Gene Ontology annotation, molecular function: structural constituent of ribosome. Gene Ontology annotation, biological process: translation. Lineage: Eukaryota; Metazoa; Arthropoda; Insecta; Hymenoptera; Megachilidae.
AUUAAAUAGUUUUAGAAUGUUUUAAUAUGUUAGCAAGCUAACAAAACCAGUAAUUUAUAAAUUUAUAGAUGUUUUAUUUGUCUAAUGUUAUCACAUUGUAUUCCUGCUUUUUGACCCUAUAUCGUUAGUGUUGAUGAACUGCGCUGUUCACCGCAUUCAUACAGACUCGUGGAAAUAUAAAUAUUUUCCUAUAAUUGUAAAGUUGUUCGCAAAAAUAUCUAAAUAUGUUCGGCAGAUUAAUUUCUAGUGCAUAUCAAGCACUUCCUCGCCUCAUACCAUUUGGACAAACAUCAACAUCGAUCAUCAAUUCACCAAUAACAAAUCAGUGGAAUCUUUCGUUAAUUAGAACAAAAAUGAGAUAUCAUUUCCCACGUCCUAAUGAACGGCGUCGUAUUAAACGUCACGGCUGGUUUGCAAGAAUGUCCACUCCAGGUGGUAGAAGAGUUCUUAUGAGAAGAAUAUUGAAAGGGAAAUAUGUGCUCAGUCAUUAAUCAUAUUGUAUAUUAAUUUGUUAAUAAAUAGUUGUUUUACUUAAAA